This is a messenger RNA of Arabidopsis lyrata subsp. lyrata, 1161 nucleotides long. Its product is annotated as 14-3-3-like protein GF14 nu. Gene Ontology annotation, biological process: signal transduction. Gene Ontology annotation, cellular component: cytoplasm. The record is from RefSeq and is a predicted model, not a curated record. NCBI's taxonomy places the organism in Eukaryota, Viridiplantae, Streptophyta, Magnoliopsida, Brassicales, Brassicaceae. The transcript is spliced from 5 exons. The coding region runs from base 121 to 918 and encodes 265 amino acids.
UUUCUCUGAAAAUCAAAGCCCAUCUCUUCUUCUUUUUUCCCCCUAAUUUCUCACUUCCCCCUCCUUUCGCGUCUCGAGCUUCGAAUUCGACAAAUCCCUAAUUCCAAAAUCCUCUCGAAGAUGUCGUCUUCUCGGGAAGAGAAUGUGUACUUAGCCAAGUUAGCUGAGCAAGCUGAACGUUAUGAGGAAAUGGUUGAAUUCAUGGAGAAAGUUGCAAAGACUGUUGACACCGAUGAGCUUACUGUCGAAGAGCGAAACCUCUUGUCUGUUGCCUACAAGAACGUCAUUGGUGCUAGGAGAGCUUCCUGGAGGAUCAUAUCUUCCAUUGAACAGAAGGAAGAAAGCAGAGGAAACGAUGAUCAUGUUUCCAUUAUCAAGGACUACAGAGGGAAGAUCGAAACCGAGCUCAGCAAAAUCUGUGAUGGAAUACUCAAUCUUCUGGAUUCUCACCUUGUUCCCACUGCAUCUUUGGCUGAGUCCAAAGUCUUUUACCUCAAAAUGAAAGGAGAUUACCACAGGUACCUUGCUGAGUUUAAGACUGGUGCUGAGAGGAAGGAAUCUGCAGAGAGCACUCUGGUUGCUUACAAGUCAGCUCAGGAUAUUGCACUUGCUGAUUUAGCUCCUACUCAUCCGAUUAGAUUGGGACUUGCUCUUAACUUCUCUGUCUUCUACUACGAGAUUCUCAACUCACCUGAUCGUGCCUGCAGUCUCGCAAAACAGGCUUUUGAUGAGGCCAUCUCUGAGCUUGACACAUUAGGAGAAGAAUCAUACAAAGACAGUACACUGAUAAUGCAACUUCUCCGUGACAAUCUGACCCUAUGGAAUUCUGACAUCAAUGAUGAGGCGGGCGGUGAUGAGAUCAAGGGGGCCUCAAAACAUGAGCCGGAAGAAGGGAAACCAGCAGAGACAGGGCAGUGACCAGAGAGAGAGGGAGAGACAUUUCUUAGUAUGUGUGGUACGGAUUUUCCAAAAAACAUAUGAUGAUUAUGGGAUUUGUAGAAGCAGAGAGAAAGAUCAUUAUUUGAUUUUCUCCUUGAAAACUCAAAAAACUCUGUUCUCUUUUUUUUUUAAUGGGUUUUAAAGCUGUUGAGUCUUUGAUUCCGUCUUCGUUGCUUGUUAGUAAUUACUAAUUAGGAAGUGAAGAAACAAAACUUAGAAUUA